This is a messenger RNA of Fusarium sp. VM40, 3432 nucleotides long. The record is from the annotation of a GenBank genome assembly. NCBI's taxonomy places the organism in Eukaryota, Fungi, Ascomycota, Sordariomycetes, Hypocreales, Nectriaceae.
AUGCAGACCGAGGGACCUCUGCAACAAUUUAGUGACAUCAAGGAUGUCGUCAGCCAUUACGACGCGAUCCUCGCGUCAAUUAAAUCGCCCCAGACGGUUUACAAUGAGGGCAUUGCGAUAAUUCGCGAUCGCGUGACUGAGCUGUGGGCAAGCAUCGCUACUGCAGAACCAGAUGAGCGGGAGAAGCUGCAGGAGAAUCUGCUCGAGUUGGGCGGGCAGAAGAAGGAGAUGGAGAUCAAUUAUAAGGCCAAUAUUAAGAGAUGGGAGGUCAUUUACCAGACGAGGUUGAGGGAGACGAUGGAUGAGUUUCGGAGUCGACUUGCACAGCUCGCGGCAUCGAGUACUGCACGACCUCAAUCACAACCUCAACCUGAAAGUCUGCCUCAAAUUCAGCUCAAAACUCAACCUCAGUCACAAUCACAGCCGCCGUCACAGCCACAACCUCAACCUGAACCUGAACCUGAAAUUCAUCCUCACUCACAAUCACAGCCCCCACCGCAACCACAAUCGCAACCACAGCCUGGACCGCAAAUUAUCCUGGAUGAUGACUCUGCGAACGAAACCAAUGAAAAUAGGCAGACCGACAAUGAACCUGUCAAUUUUGAUCUGGUUGAGGACGAACCAACUGACGACGCCCCACACGUCAAAGAGUUGUCAGAGGAAAUAGGUGACGAGAUUGCAGCUGAGAAUGAGCCGGCGGGAUUCGACUCAACUGAGAAUGACGCUACAGAAAACGUACCUAUAAAAGAAGAGCCUGUUGAAAACGACAAACUUGAAAAUGUCGUCAGCCAGGAAGAAGACAGAGAUGAGGAUAUUUCAGCGCCACCUUCACCGGCAUGUGACACCAUCACGGUCGGAACAAGCACCAUGGUUCAACCACCACCAAAAGUCGAAAAGACGUGCACGACGAGCACGCGUGCGAGAGAAACAAGAAACAAGCGUAGGGCUGUUUCUCCAGUUCAUAUAACAAAUAAGCGACGAAAAACUAGUAGAGCAGCUUCAACAGCUUCAGCAGCUUCAACCCCAGACCCCGAAUUUGCUACGCCUGCAGAAGAGUCACGACGACCAACCCGCCAAAGCCACAGACGCAAUCAAUCGACUGGAUUUGAAGAAUUUCAGGGCAUAACCGAUCCGGAACCGGGGAGGAUCUAUCUCACCUUCUGGGCCAAGACUAAAGAGUGGCUCGCCGUGCUUCUUCUCCCCAUGGGCGAUUUCAACAGCGUCGGCAUCCCUGGCUCUAUCAGUACCUGUGGCCUGUCGGAAUCUCUCCCAUCAUGUUACCGCUACAAUAGGUCGAAGAAGAAGAAGUACUCCUGGACGACAGAGUACCAAGAUGGUAUGCGUUUGGUCAACGAACGCAUGUUUCCGGUGAUGUUCUUUGAUGGGCGGGAUUUUCCUCACAAAAGCGCCAUUAUGUGGAUUGAGGCGAAGAAUCUGCGCAAAUUCCACAUGAAGCUUGGAAGUUCACUUGUUCCGAAUAGGAAAACGAUUCUGAAGUAUCUCAAACAACAAGGUGGGAGGGCCUCGUCAUACGGAAUAGAGGAUGAGGAAGUGGGACGAUCAGAAAGGUUGAGCUCUCACUUAUCUGAUAUUGCCGAGCAAGAAGAUUCAAACAGUCCUGAACCCUCCACUGCAGGACCUUCAAAUGAGCCUCAGGCCCCUCCAGCUAACGCAGGUACAAACAAACAGGAACCCGCGCCGCUGGAAGAAGCCGAAGCUCCUGCCCUAGAAGCUGAACCAUCUAUCAAGAUUCAAAGAACGUCAUCAACCCCAGCAAGAGGCGUGUCUCACCCACGGCUCUCUGCUAUUCUUAACAGUCCUUUCCCAAUGCCUUCACCACCGGCCACACCUGGGCACUCUCGUAGCCGACGACGACGUGGCGGAGCUGGCAAUGCUAAAGAGAAGCCCGUUGUUAUUGAUAUUUCUGAUGACGAGUCGGAGUUUGACUGGGACGACGAAGAGGACACUAACGUUGGUCUGACUCGAGACGAUACCAUUCCCGCCCCUUCUGAAAGCCUGGCACAGGAUACUGAAGGAUUGGAUACUCCUGUCCAGUAUCAAGCCGAGCAUGAAGAAUCAACUAUCAAGCCACAACCAGCAGUGAUCACGAAUCAACCUACAGCAGAGGAUGAAGCUCGAGCUGCGGCUUCACGAAUCGCUCAAGCCGCACUAGAUCACGAAGUACCAUAUCAAGACAGGGAGACUUAUCAGACUGGAAACACAGGGGAGGGAGCUCCCCAAGAGCGAAAUUCCUAUUCUAUAGGGCAUCUGUACCUGCGCAGUCCAUCCGCCACCAAUACCUCACAAUCGGGUCAAGACUACUACCAUAUCCACGGCCAGACCCGAGCUACUUCCGACUCACGCCCAGUGUCUGCUGCUGUGCAUCUCAGCCCGGGGCAAACCCACCCCGAAUCUCAAUCCCAACACCAUCGACCACCUCGAUUACAGGAGCCAACCCCACCACAAACCUCCCAACCCCCUCUGUCGAGACACUUAUAUUUCUCACCUACGAACUCCCAUUCCAUACCCCCGGGAGGCAACGCUCCAGCUCCGGAGUCUGAACAAGGUCAGGAGAUGUCUCACCGGCCUCUUGUCAAUAACAUAACAGCGGUUCGACAACGCUGGGAACAGCAACAUGGAAUACUUGCCGUGGACCGGCCCCAUGCUUCUUCCCAGCAAACUUACCAGCAGACGACUCCGACGGAAUAUCGAGAUUCACAAGGACAUCACCAUCAGGCUCUAACUCCAGCACAACAGCUAACUUUGGAUCGUUAUUGGGACCGGCAACGAGCCCAGCGGGCUUCGCAGCACCAAUUAAACCAACAGGUUCCCCAACAGGUUCCCCAACAGGUUCCCCGACAGGUUCCCCAACAGAGCCAACGUCGGGAUCAACAGUUGCUUGCUCAACAAGCACAGUUAUAUCUACAAGCGCAAGCAGAUAGACCGCCAUCCAAUGCUCAAUAUCCUGUCCAAGCAGAAAACUUUCAACCGUCCCAUGAAACCUCCCAGAGACGAUAUUUCAAUCACCCCGAGAAUUGUAUAUCGAACCAGACACAUCGAUACCCCCCACCAUCCUCUAACCUAGCUGUCCCUCGCAACUCAUCACAUAUAUCGCAAGCUCAGCCGCCAAAUCACAGGGAACAAAUGUCAUCAGAUCAGGCCCCAGAUAAUUCUGAUCAAUCUUAUAAUCCUUAUUCAUCUAUACGCUGCCUAUCUGAGUACCAAGACCCGCAACACGCACCAGUGGAGCGUGGAUUUCAUGCCCAAGCUGCGCAGCAAACGGCGGCUCAAUCACGUUACAUGAGAAACCCCCAGAUGGUUUCUGCACGGGCUUAUCAAGGCAUGAGGCCUCCGGUGUACCAGCCUGCAUCACAGCACCGUCAAGCCAGACAGUAUAUACAGGGGCCCGAUGAUAGAGAUCCUCGGAUUUGA